Dioscorea cayenensis subsp. rotundata (Guinea yam) is the source of this 750-nucleotide messenger RNA. RefSeq lists its product as uncharacterized. Bases 1 to 750 code for a protein of 249 amino acids. The transcript has 2 exons. NCBI's taxonomy places the organism in Eukaryota, Viridiplantae, Streptophyta, Magnoliopsida, Dioscoreales, Dioscoreaceae. The record is from RefSeq and is a predicted model, not a curated record.
AUGGCUUCUCAAGUGGAGCAAGGCUUGAAAGUCGAUAAGGGUUUCAAACCUCAAGCACUCCAUGCAUCAAUCAUUGCAAUGAAGAAUGAGUUCGGAAUUAUAGUCAUUGAAGCAAAUGUGAAUAACCACUUGAGAACAAUUCGCAAAAAAUGGGCAAGAAUUAAAAAACUGAAAGAGUUUAAGCGGAAUGGAUUCAUCCACAAGAUGAGCCCUUACUUAAACAAACCAAUUGAGGAUCAUGACUUUCUUGAGAUUGUUUGCGGUAAUGAUCAAGCAACUGGACGAUGUGCUGUGCAAUUUGGAGAUGAAAUUGGCACCCAUAUAAAUGAUAGCGUCGAGUACCGCCAUCCAUCUCAGACUGAUAGUCUUGAAGACAUGUUUGAGGAUACUUAUUUUCAUGUCAAUAUACUACUGCCCACCCACAACCAAUCAGAGAGUACAGAAAAUGUGGGGGAAUCUUCUGCUCAAUCAAAAAAAGGAAAAGGAAAAUGGAAAAUGCCCACUGAAGUUGAAGCAAUACAAGAGAUUAAUAACACAAUUAAAGAGACAUUGGUAACAAAGAAGUCUACUCGAAAUUUGGAAUUUGCAAAAGAAUUGAUUAGCGAGUGCAUGAAAUUGAAAGUAUAUGGCUACUCUGGCCAUCAAAUCAAUAAGGCCUAUGAUUGGUUAAUCUCCGAUGAUAGCAAAGCUAUGGCUUUCUUAGCAAAGGAUGAAGAGCUAAGGAAGUAUUGGGGCGGAGGACUUCUUUGA